UCAUUUCAUUAUAGAGUUACUCGAGACUCACCCCUGCUCUUUCCACCCUCCUGAUACACACACAUACACCUACACUCCCCUCUGUACCAUCGGCUACCGAGGUGAACCCCCCAUUCCGAUGAGCCUAUGUGGCAUGCUCCUGGCUUCAUUUGGCUUACCCAAGAAUUAAAACAACGCCAAAUAUAAAAUCCGAGAAAAGGGGGAUAAGUAAAAACAAAAAAAAAAGACAAGAUUAAGUAACCUCCCCCUUUUAUUGUAGACUUAGCAGCAAACGCAAAAUUAACAGGCGACUGAGCAUCGAAACUGUCCACGGAUUAGUGAAUGUUAGUGGAAGAAUUAUCAAUAGCAUUCUAAACAAACAUUAUUUACAGUUGAAUCAUUCUCGGAUCAACGGUACAGCUUAUCAUUGAAGAAGCUCUGGAAUAUUUGUGACUAGAAGAAGGACAUCGGGACCAGCUAGUCAAAUACUUCUUGGCGCAGCUUAAGGAUAUAUAUCUACACAUGAUGGCGUAAACAAAAUCACCAAAGAAGAUUGACGGUAGUCAAAGCGUACAUUACCCACGUGAUCUUUUGAUUUCUCAUCUAACAAUCUGAUCUGCGAUCUGACCAUACUUGGAUUACUUUGGGAAACGAGGUCAGUGGACUUUAAAUAAUUGGUCAUUCCUGGUGUUAGACUGUGUUCUUUUCUAAAUUGGACCAAACAAAAAUAUCGCUGUUUUUAUCGGAUAUUUGACAUACAAUUGGCUGGCAGGUGACCAUGAGGGAGCAUAGGUAGCUCUAGCUGACCACUUGAAUCGAUCAUCUUUCCCAACUCUAAACUAUCCCAAGCCAUGGAGUGCCUACUCGACCACAAGCCCUACGACACGGCGAUGAAGAACUACGACCAGUCCAUGAAAACGUAUGACCAGACUCUAAAGUCGUAUGACCAGUCGCUCAAGUCUUACGACCAAGGAAUGAAAGGUUACGACCCUUUGAAAUCGUAUGAUAGUCACAUCAAGCCGUACGAAUCGCAUCUCAAAGCCUACGAGACGCACAUGAAACCUUACGACCAGUCGUUGAAGCAGUACGACAUGCAUCCUAAGCCGUACGACCAGCACGCCAAGCCGUACGAGACGCAUCUUAAGUCGUACGACCCUCACCCGAAAGCGUAUGAGCACAUGCUUAAGCCAUACGAACAGUCGUUGAAGCACUACGACCACAACUCCAUCCUUCCGGUCACCAACGGACACGAUCUGUGCGAGAUGAAAAACAUAGCAGCAGCUAAAAUGGAGGCGAAAGGGUCAGUUGGAGUCACUGCCAACGGCUCAGAAAACGGCCCCAGUAACGGAAUGUCCGGCGGAGGAAACGAUGACCCAGAAAGUGAGGAUGAGUCCCCAAGUACCACUACUAACCCUCCUGAAAGUCCUGGAGAUGAGGAGGGAAAAGGAGGUAAGAAAUCAGGAGUGGGGGUCAGGAGGUCAGAAAAACCUCCUUACUCUUACAUCGCACUAAUUGUCAUGGCUAUACAAUCCUCUCCCACUAAAAGGUGCACCCUUAGCGAGAUAUACCAGUUUCUUCAACAGAGGUUCCCUUUUUUCAGGGGAAGCUACCAAGGAUGGAAAAACUCUGUUCGGCAUAACCUCUCCCUGAACGAGUGCUUCAUCAAGCUACCUAAAGGCAUCGGAAGGCCUGGAAAAGGGCAUUUCUGGACGAUAGACCCGGCUGCGGAGUUUAUGUUCGAGGAAGGCUCUUUUAGACGUAGGCCUAGAGGAUUUAGGAGAAAGUGCCAGGCUCUGAAGCCGUUUGGCAUGUUAAACGGAAUGGGUGGAGGCGGCCCCAUGAUGGGACCUUAUGAUUUCAUGGGCCCUCACAAUGCUGGCAUGGCGUCGAUGAACAUGUCUUGCGGUAUGCCGAAUGGUCAAAUGCCGCCUUACGACCCUUACUCCCAAGGGAUGAUGGCAAGCAAUUCAAUGCAGCAAAUGACCAUGGGUCCGAACUAUGGCUCUUACAACAGGUACGCACAGGGCGCGUGCACGAUGCCCGGCUUUCAGUCUUCCAGCUUGCCCAGCAUGGCGUCAAUGUCCAACAUGGCCGCCGGCCUACCGAGCAUGUCAAACUUCCAAGGGAUGUCAAACAUUCACAACAUGUCAUCAUCUAGCCUUCCUGGCUUCCAUCACGGUUUAUCAGGAAUGGGACCUUCCAUGGGCUCGGCCAUGGGCAGCACUGAUUACAACAUUGGCAGUCUAGGCUCUGGCGGUGCAUCCGGCGGCUACCCACCUCCACCAUCGACGCCGCCUGCGAUGACAUCGCCUUCUUACGACCGCGACGCCAUGGGACCCGCCAUGAGAGACUCAAUGUCCCGGGACGGUCAUCCAAUGCACAUUAGAGACACUCUCACCGCGGACAACUCAGUUAGAUAUCCUUCUACUUCAACGGCGACUUCGUCAACAGGCUCGACCGGACACGUCGCUGCAUCUCGAGAAGGAUUACUUUCAGCACCUUCAGAUAUCAACUCCGCCCGUGAAUCCGUGGCUUCCAUGGCAAGCAAGUACGCUGGCAGCAGUCCGUCAGCUUAUUCAUCUAGAGAUACGCCAAUGUCAAGGGACGCCCUGUCGUCCUACCAAACAAGUGUGUACGCCAAAGACCCAACCAACCUACGUGAAAGCGUCUCCGCCUACGGCAGAGAAACCGUUCAGGACUCUUUACGAGAGCCCAUGUACCACCGCGAGCAACAAGCCCUAUACGGGCGUGACUAUGGCACUUCGAUGGCUGGCUCUGCGGGAAACAUGGUGUCUGGACUAUACCAGUGGGGUGGACAAUCGACAAGGGUUGGCUAUCCAAGUGGCGUGAAGCAGCAGCCCCUUUCGCCAGCUGGCAGCACGGGCUCCCUUCAAUCGAUGUCCCCGCCGUCCAGUGAGCAGAGUCCGUACGGCAGCACUCAUGCAGUUGGUAGCGAGAGUAUGGAUCUAUCAGUUACAGGACUCGGGAUUCAAGGCCAACAGUUCACCAGGCACACACCAUGUGACCGGAAGUCGUCAGCUGCUUAUUUCUACGGUUCGGGACCGUCAAUGUCUUCGUCCAUGCAGGCAGGAUCCUACUACGACAAGUGUUGAGAUUUCGCGAACCACGCCAGCACAGCGGCACGCGGACCUGCAGUCAUUGGCAGACGUGAUUAGUGGAGGGGACAAAAAGGGCAUGUAAUUUACUGUGUUCUUCCGAGAAAAAAAAACCAGUAAUACUUUCCCGUACUCUAGUGUUGAACUGUCAUUUUAUAGGACGCAAUUACGACAUUAGUCGUAGUGACUGAUUGCGACUUUCAAUAAUCCAAGACGAUGUAUACAGCAAGUAGACUUUGUUGUUUAGAUACUACUUUGUACAUAAAUAUAAGAUAGGCGAAGAAUGGAAGAAAAACUUGAAGUCCCAACUAAACCACAAGGUAAUAAAGUAAACACAAAAGUGCCUUCUAGUUAAUGAACUCAACGAAAGUUUCAUUGUUAACUUCCCUAAGCCUCGUUUAUAUAUAUACACUGGGCAGGUUAUUGCAGUUGGAGCUAGUGUCUUUGGUCUUGCUUUUCUUCUCUGACGUUUUUCUUCUGCCAGAGCUGUUCUCUUGCCCUCUGCAAUUUGUGCGCCAGUUUUCACAACGCGACACCAUGAUGCUCUAUCAUGUUCUUCUGUCUCACAGGUGGCAGGGUCAAUGCUGAAGGCUUUCAGAGAAGUUUUGAGGGUGUCCCUGAAGCCUUUAGUCAACCUUGUGAGCGCUUGACUUCCCUUAAUUGGCCGUACAGGAGUCGUUUAGGGCUGCGGUGGCUUUAAGCUUGCCUCAUGUCCAGAAAGAUGCUCAACUGCCCAUUAAGGAAAAAUAAUAUUUGUCCAUACGAAACAAAGAUACACUGUCUUCGAAAGAGUAGAAUGGAAAUAAAAUGAAAUAAUAAAUAAAACAUUGGUUCUGUGCUAUUAAAAAGGUGGCUGCUAUUCAAUAAGGCAAAAUCUUUCUAUUACAUGAAAGGCUUAUUGAAACUGCCUUAAGACUUGGAACAUAGGUCUUUUCAAAGAGUUUAUUGAGUUUGGAACUUCGCACGGAGUAAAAAAAAUAAAGACACUUAAAAUCUUGUUCGUUUGUACCUAAACUCACCAUACUGCCCAAGUGUGACGUAUUAAGCAGCUGUCUCGAUAUUCACUUUUUGUGCAUCAAGUGAUGAAGGACAUGUUUACCUCACCAGAACAAAAUCUCUAGUCAUUAACAUGUGUGCCUCUUUAAGUUCCUGUUUUGUUUUCUGUAUUUACAUGAAUAUACGAUAAUACAGAA
Biomphalaria glabrata is the source of this 4288-nucleotide messenger RNA. Its product is annotated as forkhead box protein F2-like. The transcript is spliced from 3 exons. Lineage: Eukaryota; Metazoa; Mollusca; Gastropoda; Planorbidae. Gene Ontology annotation, cellular component: nucleus. Gene Ontology annotation, biological process: animal organ morphogenesis; regulation of transcription by RNA polymerase II. The record is from RefSeq and is a predicted model, not a curated record. Gene Ontology annotation, molecular function: DNA-binding transcription factor activity, RNA polymerase II-specific; RNA polymerase II cis-regulatory region sequence-specific DNA binding. The coding region runs from base 831 to 3092 and encodes 753 amino acids.